CUGCGGUGGGCCGCAGCCAAUCAGAGCGGCGCCGCCGCAAGGGGCGGGCCCGGCGGCGGGGGAGGCUGUUUAAAGUGGCGCCCGCAGAGCGCGAAGGGGAUGGCGGAGCCGGCGGACUACCCCCCCUUCCAGCUGGGGAAGCCCCGCUUCGAGCAGACUUCGUUUUAUGGCAGAUUCAGGCACUUCUUGGACAUCAUCGAUCCGCGCACUCUCUUUGUCACUGAGAGUCGCCUGAAGGAAGCUGUGCAGCUGCUGGAGGAUUACAAGCAUGGGACUUUGCCCCCGGGAGUCACCAACAAAGAGCUGUGGGCCGCUCAAAAAAUAAAGCAGGCCAUCAUCCACCCCGACACAAACGAGACCAUCUUCAUGCCUUUCAGAAUGUCAGGUUACAUUCCCUUCGGAACGCCCAUCGUUGUUGGUCUUCUCCUACCCAACCAGACGCUGGCAUCCACUGUUUUUUGGCAGUGGUUGAAUCAGAGCCACAAUGCAUGCGUCAACUAUGCAAACCGCAACGCGACAAAGCCUUCUCCGACGUCCAAGUUCAUCCAGGGCUACUUGGGAGCUGUCAUAAGUGCUGUCUCAAUAGCAGUUGGCCUUAAUGUUCUGGUGCAGAGAGCGAACAAGUUUACCCCCGCCACGCGUCUCUUGAUCCAGAGGUUUGUGCCAUUCCCUGCUGUCGCUAGUGCCAAUAUCUGCAACGUCGUCCUGAUGAGGCACACGGAGCUGGAGGAAGGAAUUGAUGUCCUGGACAGCAACGGGAACAUCGUUGGGUCUUCCAGAAUCGCUGCAAAACACGCACUGCUAGAAACGGCCCUGACAAGAGUGGUCCUGCCGAUGCCUAUACUGGUUCUACCUCCAAUUAUUAUGUCCAUACUGGAAAAGACGUCCCUCCUGAGGUCCCGUCCCCGGAUGAUUCUCCCCGUGCAAAGCCUUGUGUGCCUCGCGGCCUUCGGCCUGGCCCUCCCCUUGGCCAUCAGCCUCUUCCCGCAGAUGUCCGAGGCCUGUUAAUUGCUGUCUUUCUUCGGGACACCUUUCAGCAGCACCUACUGUAAACACAGCGGCUCCUGCGAAGCUCUUCCCCGGGAUUCCUGCCCUUGGUGGCAGCCCGAGAAGCAUGAGGCUGAAAAUCCUACAAGAUCAUCCAGUCCGAUCUCCCCCUGCUCCCCUCCUGCCUUGUGAAACCCUCUGAGCUCCCACGGGGCUCUGGUUUUGCUCGUUUUCUCCCGGCCUGAAAGCUGAGACCUUGCCUUUCUUUCUGCCAGCCCACCCCAAAAAUUUGUUCCCUUUCUUGGUCAACUUCUGUAUUUGGUCCGAGUGGGUUCAUCCCUGGAUCUUCCCUUCUUGUUGCCUUCGUUAUCCCCAUUCUCAACGUUAUCUAAGUGCUUCCUUCGUGCCCUCAGACACUUGUUUUAGCUCCUCUAAAGCUCAGAUCACUCCGAGUGAGACAUCAAGGAUGCGAGCGAAGGAAGGCAGCCAGUUGUCCGGACUUGCCUGCCGUAAGCGUGCUCGGUUUCUGCAGAGAACGAGCUAUUAAUCACAUUUCCCCCGUCUAUAUAAUUAUCUGUAAUUGCUUUUUAAAUCAUUCGGAUCCCACAGCCUGUUUCUCAUCGAGGCUCUUGGUCCUUCAAGGGGAGGAAAUGCGUCGGAGGCUUGGGGUCCCGAGGAACUUGCUCGGCUUCCCUAAAGCAGCAAGGCUCUCCCAAAACCCUGCAGCACCCAUCGGGGUCCUUCUUAAUUCCUAGGGGAUCGCAGGGCUCGAUGCUCUCACCGAGCAGCAGCAAAUGGUGGCAGAAGUGCUUAGGGACAGUGACGAGAAGGGACCGAAUUGCUCCGUGUCAUCAAAAGGAAACUCGCUGCAUUUAUCACUCCCAAAAGCAGGAUUUUGUUCCUUCCAGAAGAGGGGAGACAACCCAAAAUCUCUUUAGAAGGACCUUCUGUUCUGGCAAGGCACCGUGACUUGAGCUAGCCCUAAAUUCUGCAGUUUUGGGUGUAGAAAGUUCACCUGGUGAGCAUUUACCCUACACACGAGGAGACCUUCAUCUCCAUCAGAAAGGACAAGAGGUGUUUUAUCUUCUGCAAAGCCCUUUUGUGUGGUUCUUCACCGUAUGCAAGAUGCGUCGUGCCUUUGUCUUGGCUUCUCUCUCCGGCUCAGCAAGAACUUUUUUUGGGGGUCUUGCUACUUAAAACUUGAUGGUUUCAAAACCUUUGCUUGUUUGUUUUAAUACUUUGGGGUUUCUGGUGCCGUAAGCAGCACUCUCCU
Molecule: messenger RNA, 2260 nt
Organism: Anas platyrhynchos (mallard)
Lineage: Eukaryota; Metazoa; Chordata; Aves; Anseriformes; Anatidae
Gene: SFXN5
Product: sideroflexin 5
Biological process (GO): mitochondrial transmembrane transport; citrate transport; monoatomic ion transport
Cellular component (GO): mitochondrial inner membrane
Molecular function (GO): monoatomic ion transmembrane transporter activity; citrate transmembrane transporter activity
Source: RefSeq, a predicted model, not a curated record